AAUUAAUGCAAUAUCUCUCAAAAAGAAGAGGAAAACUACUUAAAAAAAAACAUGACAUGAGUGUUUGACAUUUAAGAAUGCUCCCUGAAAUCUUAGAAAAAAUAUCUAUGACCUAAUAUUUAGCAAGAAAUACUGCAGUUAGCUACAUGUUUUUGUUUUGCCAUUGCAUAAUUAGCGUGAUUAGCAUGAUUAGUUUGAUCAUCAGCGUUAUUAGCAUGCUAGCUAGAUGUUUGACAUACAGUAUUAGGGAUAUGGAUGUCAUUAGUUGUCUCAUUUGUGAUUAUAUUUUAUAGACAAUUUAUAAAGUGUAUGUAUAACUUUAUAAUUUGUUAGUAGUAAGUAUUUAGGAUAUGAAUUUAUAUGAAUUCAAGGCGGCACUUUAUUUUAACGUUCACUAAUUUAUUUUUUUAUUUAGCUUAACUGCUUAAGGAAUCCGCUCUUGCCCUAGAAAAUGGCGGACCCCUAGUUAGCUUUAGCACGUAGGGAACAGGAUGUCGAUUUGAGACACAGCUUUUGUUUGUUUUUUAACACGCCCCUGACGUCACAUUGGCUCGCGCGAGUCCUUCCUCCGGUCGGAAGGCAAACGUCCGUUAAAGAAGUGACAAAAUGACGGCGACGACUUGAGGGAUAAACCGCUGGUUUAGUUUGGAGACAUAAAAAUGGCGCAAGAGAGCGGAACUGGAGAUGCGGACAGAGGCAGCGGAGACUCCGGGAAGCGAGGCCCGGGCGGAGGCGUGCGGAGUCGGCGGCGCUCCGGAGACACCGCGGCGCGGGUGCGGGCCGUGAAGGCGGCGCUGAUGGACACUCUGGGACCUCAUGAGCGGCUCAUCACCUACCUGCAAGCGGUGCUUCUGUGGGAGAGACCCGGACACAGCGUGCUUCUCUACACACUCACCAACUGCGGCUUCUGGUUCUUUGCACUGAGCUCGUUGAGGCUGCUCUUCCUGUUGGCAUCAGGACUGGCUCUGUUUGUGUGCGUUGACACGUGGAGGAACAAGAUUUGGCCCAAGAUCAAAGUGAAGCGAGUGGAUGAAAGUGAAAAUGAAAGUUGGGGCCUGGUGCAGCCCGGCACCCUGAGCGUACCCGAGUUGUGCCACCACAUGGCCGAGAUUUGGGUGAGCGGAGCCUCGUGUGCCGCUGAUCUCAUCGAGUUUAAACGACACAACCCUGGACAGUUCUGUGUGCUGGUGUGUGUGCUGUUCUCCUUCCUGGCCAUGGUGGGGCGCUACAUCCCUGGAGUAAUCCUCUCCUAUGUCGCUGUAUGGGGCGCGGUGUUGUGUCCUCUGGCGAUUUAUCAUCGGUUUUGGCCACGUGUGUGUGUGAGGCUGGAGCCGGCCCUGCAGUGGCUGGACUUCAGCGUCAAAGGCUACAUGAUGUCCAAGCCUAUAGACAACCAGUUCCUUCGUCGACCAAUCAGAAGCCGUGCCCAGGGUGAUGACAGCGACAGCGAGGAGGAGCUAGCUGCCUUCUGCCCUACAUUUGAUGAAGCGACGGUUGCUAAGGAGUUAGCGAUGACUGAUUCGGAGCACUCGGAUGCAGAAGUCUCGUACACAGAAAAUGGUACCUUUAACCUGUCCAGGGGACAGACUCCUCUCACUGAGGGCUCAGAAGAACUCGACAGGCACAGUGACCCAGAGGAGUCAUUCGCACAGGACCUCCCAGACUUCCCCUCUAUAAACCCAGACGCCACGCUGAUGGAGGAUGAUGAUGACCCCAGCCUCGGGCUGCCCAGUUUGCCAUCGGUCGGCAUCUCCGGCCCCCACGCUUCCGCCUCCUCUGCCCUGCUGGACCUGGACACGCAACUGGACUCGGACCAGGAUGACCUCGACACAGACCUCUCGCUCGGUGGCCUCAACGUGACCUCUGACAUCACCAGUGAUCUAGCGGGCAUCAUAGCCAGCAACAUGAUCCAGGCGGCUCUCUCGGGUGCCAUGCAGGUUCCGCGCGAAUACAGGAAACAGUCGAGCUCGGAGCUGGACCCAGACUUGGACCUGGACCAGGACCAGGACGACUUUGAGCUACUGGAUCAGUCCGAGCUCAACCAGAUGGAUCCUUUAGGGGGCUCGGGGGCGAGAGGAAGUGGCCAGAACAGAACACGGGGAUCCAGUUUCCUGUCCAGCCUGCUGGGGAAGCCACAGUGAGCCCUGUGUGUGUGUGUGUGUGUGUGUGUGUGUGUGUGUGUGUGUGUGAUACACACCUACCUAUAGCAACACCUUCUACCUGUCCAUUCUCUAGAGCAUAGUGAAGAGCAAGUUUGCAGUGUGUCUACAUAGAGGUGUGUGUUGCACGGGUCAUGAAUGUUGUAUUAGGUUCCACUAGUCAGUGGCUCCAGUCAAUCACUGUGAAGUCGUUUUGUUUUCUCGGAUGUUUCCUGUUUCCCCAAUUUUUUUUUUUUUGUUUGUAGGCACAGCAAUAGUACACAAGGACCGAGAGAAAUAUUACAGAAACCAGCAUAGCAAAUGCCAAACCUUUUUACAGCAUCCGAACGGUAACAAACUGAGCCUUAUUAUAAACCUCUCCAAGGCAAAAAUUCUGUACAGUCAGCGUUGUUUAACACCAUACACUCAUGAUGGGACCAAUCCACACAUUCCUGUAUAGAUGCUGUAGAUCACACACAUCCAACAACGCAGUACACAGUCAGGAGUCGACCAGUCGUUCAUGCCACAACCACAAACGCUUCUGAUUGAUGAUCGUGUCUUAAAUUCAUUCAUUCAUAUUCCCCUGCUUCCUGUUCAAUGCUAACCCCAAAAACUAAUAUUUUGAGCUCAGAGGUCAUUAACUUCAGCUUUGCCAGUAUGUUAUGCACACUUCAUUUUCAUUUUGCUGAAGUGAAUUGACAAUGAAUUUCCAAGCCUACAUCACUACGGCUUAAUAAUUUAAACAUUUAAAAAAAAAAAAAAAAAAAAAAAAAAAAGGAAUUAUAAAAUAAAAUAUGCAGCAUGUCCUAGAAGCAGUAGGGUCAUACUUAAUAUUUGAUUUUUAUUAUUUAUUACUUGAUUAUUUUUUUUUUUAAUUAAUUUAUGUGAUUGCUUAAGAUUAUAAACUACUUAAUCAUUAUUUUGAAACAUGUUACAAGACCUGGCGUGUCUUUGAAAAGCACGUGUUUAAAUAUUUAGGUUCUGCACGUGCAUUGCUCCGUUUUUUUUUUUUUUUUAAGCUCCGUUGCAGUAAUUUGGUGAAAGUUUGCAUUCAUCAUAAAGAAUGAUCUCCCACGGUUUGUAGACAAAAUAAACCUACUUUUUUCCCUACUACGAGAAAUUUGCUGAGCUUUUACCCAUUUUUUUGUGGGCAUUGGAUGUUAGGUGACGCAGGAAAAAUCAGCACUAUAAGUGUGUCAUCAGUUUACUCCCUUUUGUGUGACCAUGUAACACAUCUAUAAAAGAAAUGGGAGCAGAUUUAACAGCAAAAACACAACCGAGUGAUUCUCUUUAUGAUCGCAUAUGAAUGGGUUGUUCUACUUAGUUCUACUUCAGUAGAACUGCUUGUGAAUAGGGAUGCAUGGAUACCGAUACUGGUACGGGUCCGAUACCAUGUUCAUGUACUCUGUUACCAAUAUCCAAUACCACAUAAUGCUAUGUGAUGUACGCCUAGGGUAUGGUCUCGCACUAAUAAACAGGUGACACGAAAUGACAGUGAGAGACUUUUUUCCGAUUAAUGAUAGCAAGCAAAGUAUAUGGCGAAAAUAUCAAGAGGCGGUAGUAGAGCAGUAUUGUGUUCUUACAAUACAUGUAGCCUGAUAAAACAUCUUUAUGGCUGUGAAUUGAGAGCGCACAAAGGUAUUCGUGAGCGUGGAGGAAAACUGUCAUGCGUGUCUCAGUGCUCGCAGAACGGAACUGCUCUCACGUUUCUCUGCACACACGGGUAUUCGCGAACGUGGAGCAGUGAUACGAGCAUGCAGAGAAAGUGACGCUUGUGAGAGCACGUCAUUUGUGCGAGCACUGAGACCCUGAGUCACGGUCCGGUUCACGACAGUUUUAACAACCACGCUCGCUGAUCCAGUUUGGCCGACCUCCCACUCUCUGUUAAAGCUACCGUUUAAUCAGCAUAACUGUAUUAAACUCAGCAUGUUUUGCUAGAAACAUACGGACACAUGGAACUAACAUAAAUAGAGCUAAAUAAAGUGUUUACUUAAUAGUGAGUAGGUUACUCAUUUCAUUAUCAGUAUGGGUAUCAAUGAAUACUGAAAAACAUGGACUCAUACUCGGUCUGAAAAAAAAUGGUAUUGAUGCAUCCCUAUUUUUAAUGACAUGAUGCUCCAGUUUGUUUGGAUUUGGAUUUUUUUGCGGUGCUGGAAGAAGGCGGCGGGUGGUUCAAGCUUUGUCACAACCAUCCCGUCUACAAAGCUGAUGAGGCGAAUGAAAAAAAAUCACUAACAGUGUGAUCGCUUUCUGUAACAGCAGUGACUUGUGCAAAUAUAUGCCUUAUAGAAAAAUGUGUGUGCACCUACAGGCAUGCUUCCGUAGCAUCUGUGGUCAUCGUUUGCUCAUCAGUCAGCCCUACUCUUUCAGAUACAGGCUUCAUACGUUCUUUGAGGAGAGAGACAUAAUGAGACAGGGUCCUCCUCUGCUUUAAACAUCAUAUUAAAUAUAUACACUCACCAGCCACUUUAUUAGGAACACCUGUACACCUGGACAGUCAUGCAAUUAUCCGAUCAGCCAGUCACAUAGCAGCAGCGUAAUUCAUAAAAUGGUGCAGAUACAGGUCAAGAGCUUCGGUUCAUAUUCACACCAAACAUCAGAAUGGGGGAAAAUGCCAUGUCAGUCAGUAGCAUGGUUGUUGAAUAUUUCAGAGUCAGCUGAUGUCCUAGGAUUUUCACACACAACUCUUUAUACUUAACAUAGAAUGUUGAAAAAACACAAAAAAAACAUCCACUGAGGUCCAGUUCAGCGGGUAAAAUCACCUUGUCGAUGAGAGAGAGAAUAGUCAGACGUGUAGAGUAACUCACAACCAUUCUUUACAACCAUGGUGAGCAGAAAAGCAUCUCAGAGCGCACAAUACGUUGAACUUUGAAGUAGACAGGCUACAACAGCAGGUUCCACUCUGUUCAACCAAGAAUGAGAAUCUGGACAGAUUGACAAAUGAUUGGCUGACUGGAUAAGUGCAUGAAUGAGCAAAUGAGCAAUUUUGUCAGCCCUAGUUUAAAAACCACAGCUUGUAUAGGAAACACGUAACCUUGACAAAAAUCAAUAUCAAACCCAAUAUCUGAGAAGAACACGGUUAUAAUGGCGACGUCUCCAUCUUACAUCUCAAGUCUGUUAACGUAUUUCACCCGCAGUCUUAAUUAAAACCUCACCUCAUGCUGAAGUUUCUCUGUUGAAUCUUGAGAUGACUUGUGAUGAAUUGCGGUGUGUGUUAGUAGGAGUAGGAGGCAGUGUGGUGUGGUGCAGUGAUGCUUCAUUUGUUUGUUUGCUGUGUUUUUUUUUCUUUUGACAAUGUGCUUCUGUAGCUCCUGUCAUUGUUUUUCAUCCUUCUAUAGUAGAUCUGCAGUAUCAUGGACUCCUGUUUGAUUUUUGCUGUACAAGUGAAAUUUGCUGAUCUUAUACACCAUAGAUGUAUAUAUAAAUGUAGAGACCUAGACGGCUCAUUAUAGCUCAUUAUGGCUUCUAUAGACAUUACAUGAACAUAUUUGCAAAAAAAAAAAAAGAAAAUCUAUCUAUCAGUUUUUUCCUGUAACAGCUUCCAAUUUGAUUGUUGUGCAAGAAAAAUCUCUGAUAUUAGCUAGUGCGUAUAGCUACAUUUGCAAUCCAGUUCACUCUACAGACAUCUAAUCGGCAAAGUUCGCUUCCUGAAAACGUGCUUUUAAUUAAAGAACGACGCGCCGUACCUUCUAUCCAGUUAUAGUUGCAUUUAAAGUACAUGUAAACAUUUAAAGUUGUGGACCAUCCUCAGAACAAGUUAUCGCUUACGGUAUAGUAGCUAUAACAGUCGUUCCCUCACCAGCCUCUCACUUUUCUCUUUAUCUUUUAAUAAAGUUAAUAAUAAAAGACAAAAAAAAAAAAAAAAAACAUGCAGCUUGACUUGAAGUGCUGACACUGGAGACUCCUUUCAUAAAUGUUAAUUAAACGUCUUCUCCAAAAAAUAAAAGAAAAUAAAUAAGACAAUUCAUCACCAUAUGAACAGUUAGACGUUUUUAUUUGUUUGGUAACACAUCUUUAAUCCGUUUAUAGGGACGUCCGCCAUACAAGUCCUUGUGUAUCUUGUUACUAUAGAAAUAAUAAUGUAUUAGAGUGUGCAUAUAAAUAUGAACGACAUACAGCCAAUAGAAACAUAACAUUGUCUUUAAAGGCAACUCUUGUAUUGGAGGAAAAAAAAAAAAAAAAAAGCUUUACAGCCAGAGCAAAUUUUGGAGUUACAGUAUUAUUAUAAACAUGUUUUUAAUUUGUAUUUUCAAGUAAUAAAAGUCAUUGAUGUUUGAUACAGAAAAGAAGAGAUACUGUACACACAAAUUUGAAAUGAAUUUCGGCUGAAGAAAACAUGAAUGAAUCUGUUUUUCCGUCAACUACAGCCAUGCAAAAGUACUGACACCGAUAUAAAAGUGAUUAUAGAGAAAAGUCGACGAUACCCAAAGUGCAUCACUGUUUCCAGGUGAAAGAAAAGAACGCUAAAACCACAGCGUAACGAAGAGAUUUUACAUUUGCUUUUUCUUUUACUCAUCUUAAUGAUGUUUGAUUUUGCUUUUUGUUAAUGAAAUUGAGACUACUUUUCGUCUCUUCGUCUAUCCAAACAGCACAUGAGUUCCUCUGGCGGCCAUGUUUAUGUGUAGAUGGGCUUAUAUCUAGAUGUAGCACUGAAACAUGUGACUUUCUUCCUCACCAUUAUCAUUAUUCGAAAAAACCUGUCUCAAGCACUUUUUUUUUUAUGUCAUCUUUAUUAAUAGAUCAACUCUUCCACCUCAACCUUUUUUUUUUUUUUUUUUUUUUCCUCGUAAUGCCGAUAAUAUUUCAUAUCCAAAAGAAAAAUAUUUACAAUUCAAACCUCAAUGUGAGUCCAUGGGAGCCACUUUAACUCGCUUAGCUUUCAGUAUGCUGUACUUACUUCCAGUCUAAUAUGUACAUCUAUGGUGAUAUUAUCUUUACAGUACACAGUUGCGCAUGCUAGUGGAGGAUUUAUAAUCUGUUUUGCAACUGAUUUUUAAAGAAACUGACAUGCUGUAACUGACGAGGAGGAAGAGGAAGCAGGUCGCAGCUUGGAUGUCCUCUUUCUUCAUCUUAACACGUGCAUCUUAGGCAUGUGCCAAUAAUCGCUAUAUUAUAUAUCACGAUAUUCAAUGCACAUGAUAAAAUAAUGACUUAAACCUUGCUUACUAUUUAAAAGCACCUGUUUUGGUUAGAAUAAAUAUAACAUGGUGUCUCUCCAACUACAGAAUAAUGUUUGAGCCAUGCAGUUGGUUUAAAUGCAAUAUUAUGACAUUAAUGUGAAUUAAUUAGGCGAUUAUCGCGUGUUUAACUAAUAUUGGCACAUGUCUCGUGCAUAUUUUAUUUUAAUGAAUAAAAAUUGAUGUCAGCACAAAAUCCUGAUGUGAAAAUUGUAAUUAAAAUGAUGAGCCCGUUUUUUUUUUUAAAAAAAAAAAAAAGAACCACAUGACGAGUGACGAAUGUUAUUGGCGUCAGAGCACUUAAUCACUUAAUCUCGAAUAAAUGCUGACUGUUUCUUUUCCACGCUGUCGUUUCAUGAGGAGAAACAUAACUGCUGGUCAUUUUGUUCAUCAAUUUAUUCACCUGAUGUGAGCCAGAAAGAAAUCACUUCACAUUGGAAUACAAAUGAAAUAAUGAAAUGAUAGUUUUUUUUCUUUGAGAUUAAAAAAAAAAAAAAAAAAAAAGAUUUAUUAUAUUUGUAAAUGUUGUGCUGUGUUGAAAAAGUCAAUGGUUAAAAAAUGUCAAGCAGGAGCAAAAUAUCAGAAUUCAGGCUGCAUAUAUUCACCUCACAACAUAGACGUCUCGUAAAGAGUCUUUUUCUAGAAAAGAAACAGUAAUUUCAUAGAAUGUGUACUUUAUAAAGAAGAUGAUAUUCUCCAGUAUAUGUCUUGUGUACAUCUGAUAGUUCUUCUGUUACUCUGUAGAUUUUUGAUAUGUUUUGAUGUGCAAGUGAAUAAAUUCUGAAAUUAAAACCUUUGGCACUUUUUAA
Pangasianodon hypophthalmus (striped catfish) is the source of this 8124-nucleotide messenger RNA. It is a transcript of the gene retreg3, whose product is annotated as reticulophagy regulator family member 3. The coding region runs from base 660 to 2141 and encodes 493 amino acids. The record is from RefSeq and is a predicted model, not a curated record. Gene Ontology annotation, biological process: reticulophagy. The transcript is spliced from 10 exons. NCBI's taxonomy places the organism in Eukaryota, Metazoa, Chordata, Actinopteri, Siluriformes, Pangasiidae.